AUUAGAGCCACAGCGAGGCUGGCGGGAGACUCGCCCCGACGUCCUGACGGGCGUGAACCUCCUCCAGCGCAGGCAGUGUUCUUUAAAAACACCCGCCGGCUGAAGGAGAGGCGGUGGAAGGCGAUUACUCACUUCGGGAGAGAGCCUGCCUGCUUCCUUUCGGCUGCGGGGGGCGGGCGCAGCGGUGGACGCCGGUGUUGAGCUUCUGAGCGCGGUUAGCUGGGAGCCAGCAGCCGCGGAGGGGCGGGAUGGCGCGGGACUACGAUUACCUCUUCAAGCUGCUCAUCAUCGGCGACAGCGGUGUAGGGAAAAGCAGUCUACUCCUGAGGUUUGCAGACAACACAUUUUCAGGUAGCUAUAUCACCACCAUCGGUGUGGACUUCAAGAUCAGGACAGUGGAGAUAAACGGAGAGAAGGUGAAGCUUCAGAUUUGGGACACGGCGGGACAGGAAAGAUUCCGUACCAUCACUUCAACGUACUACAGAGGCACACACGGGGUGAUAGUGGUUUAUGACGUCACGAGUGCAGAGUCAUUUGUAAAUGUCAAGCGGUGGCUUCAUGAAAUCAACCAGAACUGUGACGACGUUUGUCGAAUAUUAGUGGGCAAUAAGAAUGACGACCCCGGCUCGAAGGUCGUGGAGACCAACGACGCGCAGAAGUUUGCUGAGCAGAUGGACAUCAGGCUGUUCGAAACUAGUGCCAAGGAAAACAUUAAUGUGGAGGAUAUGUUCAACUGCAUAACGGAGCUGGUCCUAAAGGCGAGGAAAGAGUCUGUGGCCAAGCAGCAGCAGCAACAACAGAGUGAAGUGGUGAAACUCAGCAAGAACAGCAAACGCAAGAAGAAAUGCUGCUAACAGACUGAAUGCACACACACACACACACACACACACACACUUUUACACUCUCCGGGAGCCAACUGAACUGACAAGAGCCAGAAAACAUGAAAACACAGCCUCCCAGGAGGGACAAGCCAAAUACAAGUUAUAGAUAAAAGAUGUAUCUAUAUAUAAAUUUACUGAUGAAAUUCACGACCAGUCAUUUUGGACUUGGGAAAUCUUAAAGGACUUGUACAGAUUUUAGUAGGAAUGGGUUCAAGUGGCACCCAUGCCCCUUUCUUAAGGGGUGAAGAAAAGACCACUGCCAUACAGAACUUUUAAAGAAAUUGCUUGAAUUAUCUGUUUUGCUUGCUAUAACUAUUUUUUAACUCCAUCGGCGUGUCUGGACUACACACGUGAAGCCAAAUCUUCUCAUGUGUUAUUUUUAUUUUCUGUCAUAUGCUUAAUUCUAAAAUCUGUGAUGUCACAACUUGGUGCCAACUAACAGAAAUGAGAACGUACAGUAAAGGAACAUUUUUGCAUUAAUUAAAACAAUUAAAGGUUAAAGGACUUACUGUGGCUAACCGAUUCUCUUCCCCUGCCCAGUUUGUUUAAUGGGACUUAUGCACUCUCAGAAAUAUGAAUGGCCAAGGGAUGUGGAUCACACCAACUGAGGGUUUACACUCUAGAAGGAGACUUUAUUGAAGGAGCUAUGAUCACCUUCAUGCACCGAGGAAGCCAUAGUCACUGCUCGUACUCUGAACCGAGAUCGACUGUGGGAGCCACACAGAUUUGGAACAACAGAGUUUGCUCUUUUUUCUGAGGUCAUUGGCCAAGAGAGAUACUGUCAAUGCUUGCCCUCUUCACCAAGGCCAACUGUAGGAACUGUGAUCACUGCACAUGCUCUACAAAAAGAGUGAUCAAUGGAGCCGUCGCCCCUCGCACUAUGCACUGAGUCUGACCUAGGGAGCCACAAUCACCACUUGAACUGUGGCCCAAGAUCAACUGGUUCAUCUAACUUGACCGUGGGAGACAUAAUCACCCAAUGCUAUCACUCUCUCAUGCUCUCAAACCAUUGCAGCUGUCACAGCUCUUUUGGUCAACCUUGGUUGAUAAAGUAUGAGCAGGUGAUGGUGACUCCCUUGUACAGCAAAGGCACCAAGGGUGCUAUGAUCAACAUAUGUGGUUUGCACAUAUGAGUUUGACUGUGGUUGCUGUGGUUGACCCAAAGAAGCUCACUCUUCACAAAGGCUAAACAAGGGAGUUGCCAUCACCUGCAUGAGUUGUGAACCAUAGCCACCCCCCCCCCCCCCCACCUCCUGCAAGGAAGUGCCCUGCACAGAGGCUAACCAAGGGAGUAUCCAUCACCUCCUUGCUCUCUGCAAGGAGGCUGACCAUGGGAGCUAUGAUCACCACUUGCGUUCUUCAAUGAGGCGGAUCAAAGGAGCUGUAGUCAUUCCUACAGUCACCUGAGGCUAACUAAGGGAGCUGCCAUCAUAUGCUUGCUCUCAUCAAGGAUGCUCACCUAAAGAGCUGCAAUCAUCGCUCAUACUCUACACAGAGGCUUACCAAGAGAGCCACGAUCACAGCUUUCUCUCUCUUUCUCUCUCCACUGAGGCUAAGUUUGGGAACUGAGAUCUACACUUGUGCUCUCCACUGAGGGUAAACCAGCUUGUGCCCUGCAAGAAGGCUGACAGAAAAAGCUGCAAUCACAGCUCCUUCUCUGCUAAGAGGAAGAUCCAAGAGAGCAUUGAUCACCACUUCCUGUCUCUACUGAGGCAGACUAUGGUAGCUAAGAUCCCCACUCGUUAUCUCCAUAGAGGCCAACCAAGGGAAGCUGCGACCAGUUGCUCAUGCUCUGCAUGGAGGCUGACCAAGAGAGACCAUGAUCAUCCACUCUUACUCUGCAUAAAGGCUGACCAAGGAAGCUUCGAACACUGCUUGCCCUCUCCAUGAAGGCAGACAAGGGAGCUGCAGAUCACUGUUCUUGCUAAAGGAGCCAACUGAAGGAGCUGAAAUUGCCAAGUUCUCCACCAAGUCAGGCCAAGUGAGCCCCAACUGCACAUGUUCGACACAAAUUGGGCAGGCGGAACAAAUCAGGUGUCAACGUUGACGUCAGGAAUUCCCUCUAGAAACAUCAAACUUUUUCUCUUGAGCAUCUGGUAACAUUCUCUUCUAACGGACAGCUGAAUGACGUCACAGACAGAAGGCUUGGUCACUGAUGGGACUGAGUGCUUGCUCUGUUGCCAACCUCUCAGAAACAAGUAUUUUGCCCUUGUUCAGUUGUUCUUUUAUUUGUUUGUUCUUCUGUUUAUUUUUGUAAAUUUGUAUUUUUUACUAACAAAACUAUACCACUGUAAACAAUGCAACACCACAAUGAGUAGCUUUUUUAGAAUCUGGUGCCACAGAUUGGACCUUUCAGCUCUUGCAGUGCUGGAUGAAUUUGCUGGACCUCAGUAACGCAGUGCCGUGACUGAGCUUGUGUUUGGGAAAAGGAAGCAGAUAUAAAGGUCUCAGUGCUAGGGUGGCUGUGUAUCUGUGCCAAUAUUGGACUAAUACUGGUUUUAUUGGAUGGAAAAAAGUGUCAGACAUCCAAGAAUGUGACCUUUUUUGACCUGUGUGUCUCACACUUAUAACAAAUCAUCUCAGUAAUACACACGCACACCCACAUACACACACACAGACACAGAUGGACAGAGUACAGGCAGUAAGAGUGAAGCAAAUGAUCAUAUAAGACGCAUGUUGAAAUGCAGUUCUGAGUAAAAGUCAGACACCGCUCUUCAUUUAUUUCAUUUCCAGUCAAAGCAAAUGUUACAUAAGUUGCAAGUUAUGUAAACCAGAAAAUAUUGUCCUAAAAUUAGAAUGGCAUUUAAUUGAAUAUUUUACUUAUGAUUAAUGAACAAUUAAUUAAUACAAUUAGAAUUACAUUACACAACCACUAAUAUGUUUUUAAGGGGAACAAACAAGAACACACUUUGUGAAAAAGUACUGAGAGAAUAAAAAAAUAUUAACAAUAGUAAUCAAUAUGAGGAAGAUUGUAUGUUCUGAAUUUGAUUGGAUUGAAUUUUAAUCACUCUUAACAAUUUAAGCUUUAUUAUAGCUUCUAUUCUCCUCAAGAUCUGCAUGAGAUUUUGAUAUUUUUGACAUCUCCAAAAUUCAGUUCUAAAAGUUUGUACAUUUUUUGAUUUUUGCUUUUUACCACCAGAAUCCUCCCAAACACGUUAAAUGAUGUUGAGGUCUGGAUUUUGGGGUUGUCAGUCUAUUGAUUUAUGUAUAGCAGCAGCAGCAGCAUGUUUUUUGCAUUUACUCUUUUUUCCCAGUACGAUCUUCUUGUUCUUGUAUCCACAUCCUUUCAGUUUUUGGAGUGUAAUUUGAAUUUAUUUUCAAGGAUUUAAGGAGAUAUUAUUGUCAUUCACAUCACAUGUGUACAUGAGGUUGAACGAAAUUCUAAUCUCACGGUUUAGAUCCACCAAAAAGAGCAAUUAUUAUCUAAUAUAAGUUAAAUAUUCUCUCUGAAAAGGGAUGUUUAUCUGAUCAGGGCAGAUUUGGUGCUUUGGUACCGGAUCUUGCGUUACUGUUAUGGCUCCCUUAGUUUAUUAAAUUACAGUUCAACUAACCUCCCAUAUUUUUUAUGCAGUUGGAUUAUUAUGUUGUGUCUAACCUUCUCAGAAACAUCUGCUAAAAAUGUUAAAAAUGAACUUAAUGGCUGGAAAUGAAAUAAAUGUAGGAGGUGUGUUUCAGUUGCGUACUAAUUACUAAUAAUUACUCGUUUUUCCUUUUUUUUAAUAUUUUAUAUAGUUGAGUAUACUCAAAUAUCCUUGAUACAUUUUCCGAACUGGUCUGUUAAUAAUAGUGCAAGUGCCGUGACGUGACAAAUAUCAGCAUAGCAACAUUGCAUCACUUCCUGUUGGUACAUACUGGGUUAGUACAUUAAUAUGCAUGUACUAAGCUGCCAAAUCCACACUAUUAAGCCUAGUAUAUAAUGUAUCUUAUAAUGUACUUAAUUAGUGUGUUGUAUGCAAUUGGGACACAGCCAGGGUCUCUGACUUUUGCACUCUACACACAUGCAGGCUGUACACAUUCCAAUACACACUCCUUCAGCAGUCAAAUCUAGUGGGCAGCUACUCAUUUGCACAUUACAUCUGAGUGACUUAACCAUGCUUAAAAGACAAAGGAAGCACAGAUCUUUCAGUAGCUGGACCGAUUUUGUGUUCAUUAGUCGGUGGCACAGGACAGGUCCAUUAAACGAUCACAAACAAACAGCUUUUAAACCCAGGACAUGAACACAAGCCUAGAACUAACCUGCCUGUGUGCAUAUCAGUAUCCCAGUCUAUGUGAUGCACUUACAUAUAAGAAUGAACACAUAUACAAACACGCAUGUCUGUAUGUAGACACUGAUAUAUGUGUGUGUGUUUAUAUAUGUGUAAAUGUGUUGAUCUGGUGUACACUGGAAAAAGAAUGCAAGUUAAAAUAAUACCACUCAUUGUUUGCCCCAUCAUAAAUCUAAUCGAUGAAAAUAAAACUUAUCUUAUUUUGACAAAA
Messenger RNA from Astyanax mexicanus (Mexican tetra), 5357 nucleotides. RefSeq names its product RAB35, member RAS oncogene family a (gene rab35a). The coding region runs from base 249 to 854 and encodes 201 amino acids. The transcript is spliced from 6 exons. NCBI's taxonomy places the organism in Eukaryota, Metazoa, Chordata, Actinopteri, Characiformes, Acestrorhamphidae. Gene Ontology annotation, molecular function: GTPase activity; GTP binding. The record is from RefSeq and is a predicted model, not a curated record. Gene Ontology annotation, cellular component: endosome membrane; plasma membrane. Gene Ontology annotation, biological process: endocytic recycling.